Messenger RNA from Penaeus chinensis, 1269 nucleotides. Its product is annotated as protein PELPK1-like. The record is from RefSeq and is a predicted model, not a curated record. NCBI's taxonomy places the organism in Eukaryota, Metazoa, Arthropoda, Malacostraca, Decapoda, Penaeidae. Bases 1 to 1269 code for a protein of 422 amino acids. The transcript is spliced from 4 exons.
AUGACAGCGCGCCUGGCCUCCGGACGGGCGCAGCCGUUAGAACCCGAUCAGCCGCGCCAAGACGAGGUCGUGCGUCCGCCUCCUCCCGCGCGUUGCCGUCCGCUCCACGUCGAUCGGGUCUUGCGAGCUGCUAGUGGCGCUGGAACUAUUUAUAAGAGAAAGCGAUGCCAUGCGAGACUUGCGACCGAAGCCCCGACCCAGGAUUCAAAUGAGCUCCCCCAAGCCCCGACCCAGGGUUCAAAUGAGCUCCCCGAAGCCCCGAGCCAGGGUUCAAAUGAGCUCCCCGAAGACCCGACCCAGGGUUCAAAUGAGCUCCCCGAAGCCCCGACUCAGGGUUCAAAUGAGCUCCCCGAAGCCCCGACCCACGGUUCAAAUGAGCUCCCCGAAGCCCCGACUCAGGGUUCAAAUGAGCUCCCCGAAGCCCCGACCCAGGGUUCAAAUGAGCUCCCCGAAGACCUGACUCAGGGUUCAAAUGAGCUCCCCGAAGCCCCGCCUCAGGGUUCAAAUGAGCUCCCCGAAGCCCCGACCCAGGGUUCAAAUGAGCUCCCCGAAGCCCCGACCCAGGGUUCAAAUGAGCUCCCCGAAGCCCCGACCCAGGGUUCAAAUGAGCUCCCCGAAGACCUGACUCAGGGUUCAAAUGAGCUCCCCGAAGCCCCGCCUCAGGGUUCAAAUGAGCUCCCCCAAGCCCCGACCCAGGGUUCAAAUGAGCUCCCCGAAGCCCCGACCCACGGUUCAAAUGAGCUCCCCGAAGCCCCGACCCACGGUUCAAAUGAGCUCCCCGAAGCCGCGACCCAGGGUUCAAAUGAGCUCCCCGAAGACCUGACUCAAGGUUCAAAUGAGCUCCCCGAAGCCCCGCCUCAGGGUUCAAAUGAGCUCCCCGAAGCCCCGACUCAGGGUUCAAAUGAGCUCCCCGAAGCCCCGACCCAGGGUUCAAAUGAGCUCCCCGAAGCCCCGACCCAGGGUUCAAAUGAGCUCCCCGAAGACCUGACUCAGGGUUCAAAUGAGCUCCCCGAUGCCCCGCCUCAGGGUUCAAAUGAGCUCCCCGAAGCCCCGACUCAGGGUUCAAAUGAGCUCCCCGAAGCCCCGACCCACGGUUCAAAUGAGCUCCCCGAAGCCCCGACCCAGGACCUGACUCAGGGUUCAAAUGAGCUCCCCGAAGCCCCGACUCAGGGUUCAAAUGAGCUCCCCGAAGCCCCGACCUACGGUUCAAAUGAGCUCCCCGAAGCCCCGACCCAGGGUUCAAAUGAGCUCCCCGAAGCCCAGACCUAG